Geodia barretti is the source of this 3382-nucleotide messenger RNA. NCBI's taxonomy places the organism in Eukaryota, Metazoa, Porifera, Demospongiae, Tetractinellida, Geodiidae. The record is from the annotation of a GenBank genome assembly.
UAAGGAGAUCAACAAGUCUACUGAAACUACUCACAAGAAAGGAAUGAAGCUGUGCCUCUAUAUCGGAGUGGCAGUGUCACUGUUGGUGACUGCUGUACUGGCAGGUCCAGUGGAGGACUAUCCUGUGGAAAUGGACUCUCAGAAUAUGACCAGUGAUGGACAGUCGGAGAUGGACGAGGACUACAAUGCUUUCCCGGAGUCCUUUCCUCAAGGAAACUUUGAAUCCCUGGGUGAUGUGCCAGAUGAUAUUCGACAUGCAAUGGAUGAUGCAUUUCUCAUGGCAGAGCCAAGGCUACCACCAAAAUCAGCAGCAGACUUGCCACAAAGCUAUCACAAACUUAAAGCGAUUGCAGCUGCAUCCUCAGCUGGAAUUAAGUAUGUUGCUGAUAAAAAUUGCGAGGCAACUCACGAGAAUCUAUAUGUCUUCCGAUCGAAGGAACACAUGGAGAAACAACCUGACAUAAAGUUUACUGCUCACUUUAAAGUUGUUUGUGAGACAGUCGGAAGGUAUGGAGUUCAACAAGCCAAACGUUACAAGAUGUACAUGACGUCCGCUUCAGUUGAUAGUUCCGCAGAGAAAAAGGAGACCAGAGGCUUAAAGCAAAAACUGACUUCCAUGCUUUCAAAGGGUGUCUACUUUGUACAAACUGAAGAUGGAUCCAUACCAUCAACGUAUUACUCAAGAGAGGAGGACCCUGAAAUGAUUAAUUCCAAGAAAGCCAUUAUAUCAGUGUUCCAGGCCAAUUUUAAAGGCACCAAAGAGAAGCUAGAAGCUGAUCCUCAGUCCAUCCACAAAGCAAAAUACAGGUACUCAGCAAGUGCUCAGGAUGUUGCUAAUGGUGUCGUACGAAUGAGCCGCAAAGUGACAAACAGUGGUGUAAAAAGUUAUGCCCAUCACAUGCCUAAAGACGAAGUUACGCUAAAGAAAAAAGAGAACAUGGUGUACAAGGGAGGUGUACUUACAAAAGCUCAAGGAAAAACUGACUGCAAAUUAAUGGAAAAGAAAAAUGAGGGGCCGAAAGAUGAUACUGAGGUUGAUAACCUUGAGGCUGAGUACAGACGAAAAAGAGGCACCAGUGGCUACACCAGCCAGCCCCAGCAGGAUCCCGAGAAGAUCAAGACAUACGAUCCAAACCUGGAGACCAAUCACUACGAAACAAAGGGAUCCUACACUCUUCGACUGGUAGGCCAGCGCCGUUUAGGUGGGAGAGAAAGAAGAAGUAUGGGGCAGACAGACUUUACCAACAUGUUAGAAAGUUCACUGCUUGGAUUCAUCAAUGAAACCCGUAGAGACAUGGAAAGAAUAGAUGAACUACGUGAGGAACUCGGAGACAUAACAGAAGCACUUGAAAUGAUGCACGAGAACCAAAACAACAGUGACAUUGCACACAAACUUGAGCAUCUAAUAAAACUAGAAGCCAACAGGGGCCCACCCAAAGAUGAAACUCCUGCAAUUAACGAUGUAUUAGACUACCUGUCUGACCUCUCUGGCUCUAAUGAAAGUAGUGAUAUCAACAUGCGGAUGCUUCUCUACUUCAUCAUCAGCCCUGAAGGAAGCAUUAGAUCACAAAUGGCUCUUCUAGAUGGACUUAAGAAUGCAGUUAAUGACGAAGAAAAGGAGGCUGUUGCCUUCUACCUAGCAUUGGUCGAUAGUCCCCAACCUGAGUUUGUUGCCAAACUCGAGGGUCUCAUAUCUUCAGAUCCUCACUCUACCGAUCCUUUACUUCUAGUGUAUGGAGCAAUUGUCCCAAACGCAUCUCCUGAACUACAACACAGGAUGGUUCUCUUCCUCACUAAUGGACUCCCAGAGGCUGAGACUAACAGCACAUCUCUCAUACACCACAUCCUCUCUCUUGGAAACUCUGGAUCACUCAACAUCUCCAACUACCUCAUUGACUAUCUCCAACACCCUGAGACUGACAUUCAACUCAUGGCAAUUUUUGCUAUGAGGUUCAUGAUAGACCACCCUCCUGUUGAGCAAUGUCUCAAAGACUUUUUGGUUCAGCCGCAACUGACUGAAGAUCACCUGACAGUAAUGGCAAAGUCGCUGAUGUAUGGAUGUGAGAUGGCAAUGAUGAAAACCCAACCAAAACCUUACUCAAAGGAUCUAGCCGAGUCUCUUGUUGCACUCUCAGUAAAGGUAGAUGAUGAAGAAUUUCACUCAGCCCUACAGGACUAUCUCAAAGCUGUUGACACUGAGGAUUCACUUGAACUACUGCAGUUCAUGAAUUUGGUUAAGGAGGGAGAAACAUUUACUAACACAACUCGAUUCGAAAGGGGAACCCAAUGGAAUGCAAGAAAGGAUGUCUAUAAUCUGGUGGCUUCUUACAAUGUGCGGAAUAGCGACAUUAGAAGAUAUCAGAGAAAACUGUCUUACAUUUGGGGUAAGAGGUUUGGUGCAAAGAAAAUCAAUUUAAAAAUAGCAGCGGGUGGUUUUGCUGGGGUGAGCUCCUCUGGUGACUAUAAACUCUUUGGACGUGCUGUAGCUAAAGCUCAAUUUUUCAAUCGUGGAGCAACAAUUAUAGACUUCCUCGUUUUGCGCCAGAAGACCUCCCGUUCUACUCUCAGUCGACUGUACAUCGUUUUGCUAGGAAGGACUCUCAUCAAUUACCGCCGUGUACAGGAUCCAAGUGUCUGCAUGACAAUUCCAAAGAACCUCUACCGUGGCAAUAGAUAUACUCUUUUUCGGUUUACCUAUAGCAUCUUUGUGGUGGUCGGUACCCUAAAUUUCGAACUGAAAUCAACGAUACAGUUCAAGGUAGGAAUGUAUGUCAGAUUUUGCGACAAACAUGGAAAAGUGACAGCUGCAGCUGGACUUACACCCACCCUCACCAUCAGGGUGUCUGCAGGUGGCAACCUAGAAAUUGUCCGUUUAGCAAAGGCAGGACUGACACUGCAAGCAACCUUCAACUAUCAAGUCAUUCCCGAAGUAUCGACAGAGUUCUGUUACAAGCGAUCGAGACUGCGUGUCAAGAAUUGUAUAGGAGUCUACCACCAGUGGACCAAUAACAAGAUCGAGCUGUAUGCCUGGUAUGCUUGGAGAGGAUGGUGCGGUUGGUGGGUAAGUCCUCUCAACACUGGACUAUGUGUAGUCUUAACGAAACUUGUCUCUGUUGUAGUUUUGCAAGGGCAGAAAGGCCUAUAGGAAGAAGAGAAGGAUACGUGGCCUGUCUGCCACUUGGAAACUUCGAGGAACUCGCAGAAGGACAAUUUGGAAGACGUGUGACAGUCGCCAACGCUGUUGAGCGAGGACCUACAGAUUACUUUUAGCAACUAGUUAAUGUGUGUCAGGUAGCUAGUUAUUGAUGAUAAACGACUCAAUUGUGUAUGGUAGAACCUUAGUCACCAUUUUUACAGUCACUAUGAAUUUUAUAUUAGUUUG